This is a messenger RNA of Elephantulus edwardii (Cape elephant shrew), 1017 nucleotides long. It is a transcript of the gene C5AR2, whose product is annotated as complement component 5a receptor 2. Gene Ontology annotation, molecular function: complement component C5a receptor activity; G protein-coupled receptor activity. Gene Ontology annotation, cellular component: plasma membrane. Gene Ontology annotation, biological process: inflammatory response; positive regulation of cytosolic calcium ion concentration; complement receptor mediated signaling pathway. Lineage: Eukaryota; Metazoa; Chordata; Mammalia; Macroscelidea; Macroscelididae. The coding region runs from base 1 to 1017 and encodes 338 amino acids. The record is from RefSeq and is a predicted model, not a curated record. The transcript has a single exon.
AUGGAAGACCCUUCCAACAACAGCUACUAUGACUACAACUACGAUGACCUCGCGGCCCUCCCAGUGGACUGCCCUUCCGGCUCCUGCCUGUCCCCCGACCCCCUGCGCACCGCCCCACUGCUGCUCUACGCUGCUGUCUUCCUCGUGGGCGUGCCGGGCAAUGCCUUGGUGGCCUGGGUGAUGGGCAGGGAGGCCCGGCGGCGUGUCGGGGCCACGUGGUUCUUGCACUUGGCUGGGGCUGACCUUCUCUGCUGCCUGGCGCUCCCCAUUCUGGCGGUGCCCAUCGCCUGGCAAGGCCACUGGCCAUACGGGGCUGUGGGCUGUCGGCUCCUGCCCUCGGUCAUCCUGCUGUCCAUGUACGCCAGCGUCCUCCUCCUGGCCGCCCUCAGUGCUGACCUCUGCCUGCUGGCCCUCCGGCCCGGCUGGGGGACAGCAGCUUGGCGGGCACGUGGGGUGUGGGCAGUUUGUGCAGCCACCUGGGCCCUGGCCUUGCUGUUGACCGGGCCCUCCUUUGCCUACCGCCGGCUGUACCAGGAGCACUUCCCACCACGCCUGGAGUGUGUGGUGGACUACGGCGGCUCGUCCCUAGCUGAGGGCGCCGUGUCCGCUGUCCGGUUCAUUGCUGGCUUCUUGGUGCCUCUGCUGGUCGUGGCCAGCUGCCAUGGUGUCCUCCUGGACCAUGUGUCCCGAUGCCGCUGGCCACUGGGCACAGCCAUCGUGGUGGGCUUUUUUGUCUGCUGGGCCCCCUACCACAUACUGGGCUUGGUUAUUGCUGCUGCCGCUCCCAACUCCAUCCUCCUGGCCAAGGCCCUGCGAGGCGAGCCUCUGGUCAUCGGCCUUGCCCUGGCCCACAGCUGCCUCAACCCUAUGCUUUUCUUGUAUUUUGGGCGGAAGAAACUCUGCCAGUCACUGCCAGCAGCAUGUCGCUGGGCCUUGAGGGAGGAUGGGAAUAGAGAGGAAAGUGUGGUCAGCAAGAAGUCCACCAGCUUUGACCAGGUCUUAGAGAUGGAAGUGUAG